This is a messenger RNA of Daphnia carinata, 1734 nucleotides long. RefSeq lists its product as uncharacterized. NCBI's taxonomy places the organism in Eukaryota, Metazoa, Arthropoda, Branchiopoda, Diplostraca, Daphniidae. The record is from RefSeq and is a predicted model, not a curated record. The transcript has 8 exons. The coding region runs from base 44 to 910 and encodes 288 amino acids.
CAAGUAUUCUUACCUAAAGUUGUCGGUUGAGGGUUGACGUAAAAUGGGUAGAAUAAAUAAUUCUAACGCUGAUGGAACAGAAAGAACAUUAUCAACCACAGUCCAAAGGGGGAAAAGGAAAAGAGCACACAAGAGAUUUCAACUGGACACAUCACCAUUGAACAAAAAGGCAAAAAUAAGAUACGAUUCUCGUGAAAGCGUUUGGGAUGACGAGAAUCUAAGCAAGAUAAUAGAAUAUCUUAAAACGAAUGGAUUUCGCGGGGAAUAUGAAGAGGUCCGAAAAAUGUUCCCCGCCAAUUUGAUUUCAGAAACUGGCCUACGAGAAAUGUUCCACGAGCUGAGCAAGUGGUCAGAACCGGUCAAGGAAGAUACAAAAGAAAGUGACCCUCCUAAAAAACGAAGUGCCAUCAAACCAUCCCCCAUCGAAGAAUGGAUCACUAUGAUCAGGGACUGUAUCGAAGCUCAAAGACAUUCUACCGUUCCUGCACAAAUGCUCAAAUGGAUAGCUAUGUUUGAAGAGCACCCUGACCCAGCAUCGUGUUGUGAAGUAGAUUACAAGGCUAUUUACAUGUACAUAUCUUCACUUCUUGACGGCCAUAUUCCUAAGCAACUGAACCCUCAAAGUGCUUUGAAACUAGUUUCUUUAUAUGAUGAUUUGGUGAAGAUAGUCAGAGCAUCCGCGACUGAAUCGCAAGCAUUGAUAGUCAAAUCCGCCAAAUUAUCAAUCUGUAAUCAGAAGAUCACACGAGAUGAAAAGAACAAACUCCUCAGAAAUCGGCGACGAACAGAAUGGAGCGAGGAAGAGAAGAAACAAGCCAACAUUUUAAAAUCUGAUGAUUUAGACGAAAUCAAGAGAAUUUAUUGCGAAAACCGUGGCUUAAAUCCUUUUUCAUUUCCACCCGGCAUGUAGUUAUAUCCGCGCCGCUUCUCUAUGCAACUUGGUUCGAAAUUUACUCUGCGAUCCUCUAAAUCGGCGUGCCUUUUUAUCGUCGGGACAAGGUUCGUCCCCUGCGAUUGAUUGUCGUUUUCCACGACAGUCGUGUCUGAGAGCAUCCUUUCGAUUGUCUAAAUCGACUUUAGAUGCACGCGCCCUGAUCAUUUUGUUUUCGCUUCAAGCCAAACCGAUGCUUCUAAAAAUCUUUUUUUUCUUUUCGACUCUGGGAAGAGUUAAGAGUCAAGUAUGGCUAUCGUUUGGUCUUAUCGCCGUGGCACUUUGGUCGGAAGCUAUUAGCCCUCUGCGUCUUUCUAUCGGAUGACACUUAAUUUCAAAUGGCGCCGUUUUACUUCGAAGAUUAUGCUCCUUAAAUAUGGCGUUUACCCUGUUACAAGAUUGGCCAAUAUGGAUUGCGUCGCUUGGCGUGGACGCCAAGCGCCAAGCGCCACAACAGAUAGUCAAAAGAAUUCAAAAAUUAAAGAAGGGAAAGUGACUGUCCACUGAUAUACAGCUUCGAUAGAAAGCAAGGACGUGAACACGUACAUAACAAUGCAUAAAUCAUUCGCACAGGCUUUUAACAAAAUCUUCAGGCUAAGUUGGCAAUUCUCGAGGGACGCAAAUUCAACGAAUUCUGUUUAUAGUCUUCCCAAAUGAAGUAAAAUUAGAUAUCUAAACUGCCAAACGUCGGGGAUUUAACUACGUUGAAACGACGCUAUUAUGCGAACAGAUGAGCUGCGCAAAUGCAUUUUUGGAUGCCAUUAUGAAAACGUCUGCAACAGCAAAGAGGUCAGUAACACAAU